UCUGUGGCGGAUUACUAUGGAAGAAGGUGGAAAACAGUGAAAUAAUCCGAUGGGCCGCCAUCUUGCCUGUGCUGGUUGAAGCAGGGACGGAGUGGAAGUUAGGACGGAGCCCGGAACGUGACCCCGGCGGGGAGGAACAAGCCGCGGAUGUUUAUUUGGAUAAUUUACCCCCCACACUGAGGACGAUCUGCGCGGUUGUGUGUGUGUGCGGUUUGUGGUUUUCCAGUUUGGAAACCCGCUCUCAUCAAAUCAGUUCGACUGCUAGCUAGCUAGCUAGUUAGCCACGGAGCUAACGGCUAGCCGGGCCAGCUAGCUGUCCGAUGACCGAGCUGUGGUCGUCAGCGGCGGAUUGAAGGCUCGGGAACAUUGGGUGUGUUUCUCCAGAUCUCCCGGAGGAUUAUUGUACACGCUAACAUGCGAACACCUGACCUUUUAGUUUGGGGACCAAGCGGAGAGUGUCUGUGAAUAAGAGGGGGGAUCUGGAGCGGCUUUAACACGAUAAUCCUGCUGCGGCAAUCAGUGCAGAUCGAUGGGAAAUGUCCUCUCGGGAUCAAGCUGUUUAUCGGACUGAAAGUCUCUCUUAUUACUCAGAUAUCGGCCUGCUCAACUGGGUUUGAUCCCGAGGAAGAGAGCUAUAACUCGGGUGUCUCUCUGCCCGGGCCUGUCCUCACGUAAACGGGUUAAAUGUGUCCUAUUUUCACACUGUGAACCGUAACAACACUACAUAUACGGACCGGGACAUCCGGGACAUGGUCGGUGUCUGCCAUCAGAAUUAAAGCUACUUUAAUCCGGGUUCUGUUCACGUUCACGGGAUUAUAAAAAACAUUAUUAAGGAUUUGUGUGUUUGGAUCCACGAUGGGAUCAGCCACCAAACUGGCCUUCAGUGUUUUCCUCAUCUCCUGCUCCUCAGGUGCCAUCCUGGGACGAUCAGACACUCAGGAGUGCAUCCACUACAACUACAGCCCUGGGUCCUCGGGGGGGUCCUCCGGGUCCUCUGGGGGGUCUGAGAGCCGGGGCAACCUGAGCGGCGUGGUCACCUGCUCCGGAGAGAAGGAUAAGAGACUCCACUGCUUCGCUACGUGGAAGAACGUGUCGGGAGAAGUCAGGGUGGUCAAACAGGGCUGCUGGCUGGACGACCCCGACUGUUACAACCGCAGUGAGUGUGUGGAGAGGAAGGAUGCCCCCGAGGUCUUCUUCUGCUGCUGUGAGGACAGUCUGUGUAACAGCCAGUUCUUCUACCGGCCUGCCAGCAGCCAGCCUCCCGUACACGCGACGACCGAGCCGGUGACCCCCCCGCCACCGGAGCUGAUAACGCUGAUAAUCUCGCUGGUUCUCAUCAUGGCCAUCAGCCUCGUCUUCCUCUUCUCCUUCUGGAUGUACCGGCACCACAAACUGGCCUAUCCUCCGGUCCUGGUACCUACUCAGGACCCUGGACCCCUGCCCCCCUCCCCCCUGCUGGGACAGAAGCCUCUGCAGUUACUGGAGGUCAAAGCCAGGGGGCGCUUCGGCUGUGUGUGGAAGGCUCGGCUGCUCAGCGAAUACGUCGCCGUCAAAAUCUUCCCCCUGCAGAACAAGCAUUCGUGGCAGAACGAGUACGAGAUGUUCUGUGUGAGCGGGAUGAGACACGAGAACCUGCUGCAGUUCAUCGGAGGAGAGAAGAGAGGAAGUGACACAGAGCUGGAGCUGUGGCUCAUCACUGCCUACCAUGAGAAGGGGUCUCUGUGUGACUACCUGAAGGCCAACGUCCUGUCGUGGUCUGAACUCUGUCUUAUCGCUCAGUCCAUGUCCCGAGGUCUGGCCUACCUGCACCAGGACAUCCCUGGACACAAGGAUGGACACAAGCCUGCCAUCGCACACAGGGACUUUAAGAGUAAGAAUGUGCUGCUGAAGUCGAACCUGACCGCCUGCAUCGCUGACUUUGGCCUCGCUCUCCGGUUCGAGGCGGGAACAUCUCCCGGAGACACACACGGACAGGUGGGGACCAGGCGCUACAUGGCCCCAGAGGUCCUGGAGGGAGCCAUCAGCUUCCAGAGAGACUCCUUCCUGAGGAUAGACAUGUACGCUGUGGGGCUGGUGCUGUGGGAGCUCGCCUCCCGCUGCAAGGCUGCCGACGGUCCGUUGGAUGAGUACAUGCUGCCCUAUGAGGAGGAGGUGGGACAGCAUCCGUCUCUGGAGGACAUGCAGGAAGUCGUCGUCCACAAGAAGCUGAGACCGACGCUCAGAGAGUGCUGGCAGAAACACGUGGGUCUGUCUUUGCUCUGUGAGACGAUGGAGGAAUGCUGGGACGGUGAGGCUGAGGCUCGGCUGUCGGCCGGCUGCGUGGAGGAGCGCGUCGUGCAGAUGCAGCGGCAGACGAGCGUCACGGCGCCCGAGGACAUCGUCACGGUGGUCACCAUGGUAACCAACGUGGACUACCCGCCCAAAGAGUCGAGCCUAUGACGAGACGGAGCGGGGACUCGGGUGAAUCUGAGGAGUAUUUACAGUUUACAGCCGCCAUGUUAGCGGACUGUCUCUCUGCUCAGGCUCAACGCCUUUAACAUACCCAGGGUGGGAUCACGUUGGCUCAAAUCUCCCGAAAUCCUGCAGAAGAACUGCCGAAAACUCGCUGUCCACCCUGCUGAUGACGACGCAGGAUGGACAGCCAGAUCCUGUUUUAUACUACAAAAUAAAAGACUUCCUGGACAGAGUUUUUCUACGAUAAUGUGACGAUAGAUUUGAGUGUAGUGUUGUUGCCGCCUGCUGCGUGUUUCUCUGAUGUGAUGCCAAUAAGAAACAGCUGCUGAAUGUGUGUAUCAUACAGAGGAUUAUAUAUGAAUACAGAUAUUUAGUUUGUCCCCCGAGAGUCCAACAAUCAGCUCAUAGACACAGAACCUCCCUGAAGACUCCACACGGAGAAUGAAGUCGGAGAGAUAACGGGAAAUAAAACAAGUUCAUAAUGUUGGAAACAAACUAAUUCAUAACGAGACGAAAGAUUCUUCACAUUUCAAACAUUAAAACGUCAGGAAACAGAAACGAUGUUUCUCUUAAAUCAGAUUCAGUUCAUCAAACUAAUUUAAAACCCUUGUGUUGUCUUCCCGUCAACCUUGAAUAAAACAGUUUUUUAACGUUUUAAAUUAAAUCUUCUACACAUUUUCAGCUCUUAUUUCUACGUCUGUUUCUAUUUUAUAUCAAACAGGUCAAAGGACCUGAAGGCAACACAAGGGUCACAAGUUUAAACUCUGUCAAACUGCACCAACGAGACCAGUACUAGGACAGUAUUAGUACCGUUAAUGAGACCAGUACUACAAGUACCAGUACCGUUAAUGAGACCAGUACUACCAGUACCAGUACCGUUAACGGGACCGGUACUACCAGUACCAGUACCGUUAAUGAGACCAGUACUAGUACCGUUAAUGAGACCAAUACUAGGACAGUAUUAGUACCGUUAAUGAGACCAGUACUACAAGUACCAGUACCGUUAAUGAGACCAGUACCAGUACCGUUAAUGAGACCAGUACUACCAGUACCAGUACCGUUAAUGAGACCAGUACUAGUACCGUGAAUGAGACCAGUACCAGUACCGUUAAUGAGACCAGUACUACCAGUACCAGUACCGUUAAUGAGACCAGUACUACCAGUACCGUUAAUGAGACCAGUACUACCAGUACCAGUACUGUUAAUGAGACCAGUACCAGUACCGUUAAUGAGACCAGUACUACCAGUACCAGUACCGUUAACGAGACCAAUACUAUGACAGUAUUAGUACCGUUAAUGAGACCAAUUCUACCAGUACCAGUACUGUUAAUGAGACCAGUACCAGUACCGUUAAUGAGACCAAUACUAGGACAGUAUUAGUACCGUUAAUGAGACCAGUACUACAAGUACCAGUACCGUUAACGAGACCAGUACUACCAGUACCAGUACCGUUAAUGAGACCAGUACCAGUACCGUUAACGAGACCAAUACUAGGACAGUAUUAGUACCGUUAAUGAGACCAAUUCUACCAGUACCAGUACUGUUAAUGAGACCAGUACCAGUACCGUUAACGAGACCAAUACUAGGACAGUAUUAGUACUGUUAAUGAGACCAAUACUACCAGUACCAGUACCGUUAAUGAGACCAAUACUAGGACAGUAUUAGUACCGUUAAUGAGACCAAUACUACCAGUACCAGUACCGUUAACGAGACCAAUACUAGGACAGUAUUAGUACUGUUAAUGAGACCAGUACCAGUACCGUUAACGAGACCAAUACUAGGACAGUAUUAGUACUGUUAAUGAGACCAAUACUA
Molecule: messenger RNA, 4269 nt
Organism: Perca flavescens (yellow perch)
Lineage: Eukaryota; Metazoa; Chordata; Actinopteri; Perciformes; Percidae
Gene: acvr2aa
Product: activin A receptor type 2Aa
Exons: 12
Coding region: 856-2439 (527 amino acids)
Biological process (GO): protein phosphorylation; cellular response to growth factor stimulus; activin receptor signaling pathway
Cellular component (GO): plasma membrane; activin receptor complex
Molecular function (GO): activin receptor activity; activin binding; ATP binding
Source: RefSeq, a predicted model, not a curated record